Messenger RNA from Carlito syrichta (Philippine tarsier), 2337 nucleotides. It is a transcript of the gene NEK5, whose product is annotated as NIMA related kinase 5. Gene Ontology annotation, biological process: protein phosphorylation. Lineage: Eukaryota; Metazoa; Chordata; Mammalia; Primates; Tarsiidae. The record is from RefSeq and is a predicted model, not a curated record. The transcript has 23 exons. Gene Ontology annotation, molecular function: protein kinase activity; ATP binding.
UGUGGCCACAAGGAAAGUUCGUUUGUCUGUCUUGGCACGGCUGGAAGGAAAAUUUUAGCAAAGAACUUCCGGGCAUUGGAGACCAUGGAUAAAUAUGAUGUGAUUAGGGCCAUUGGGGAAGGUGCCUUUGGGAAAGCUUACUUAGCUAAAGAGAAAUCAGAUAGCAAGCAUUGCGUCAUCAAAGAGAUCGAUUUUGCAAAGAUGCCCAUCCAAGAAAAGGAAAAUUCAAAGAAAGAAGUCAUUCUUCUGGCAAAGAUGAAACAUCCGAACAUCGUAACCUUCUUCAGUUCAUUUCAAGAGAACAGCAGGCUGUUUAUUGUCAUGGAAUAUUGUGAUGGAGGAGAUCUCAUGAAAAUAAUCAACAAACAACGGGGAGUGCUAUUUAGUGAAGAUCAGAUCCUGGGUUGGUUUGUACAGAUUUCCCUUGGACUAAAACAUAUUCAUGACAGGAAGAUAUUACACAGGGACAUUAAAGCUCAGAACAUUUUUCUUAGCAAAAAUGGAAUGGUGGCAAAGCUUGGGGACUUUGGUAUAGCAAGAGUCCUGAAUAAUUCCAUGGAACUUGCUCGAACUUGUGUUGGAACACCUUUUUACCUGUCCCCAGAGAUCUGUCAGAAUAAACCCUACAACAAUAAAACGGAUAUUUGGUCUCUUGGCUGUGUCUUAUAUGAGCUCUGCACACUCAAGCAUCCUUUUGAGGGUAACAAUUUACACCAGCUGGUUCUGAAGAUUUGUCAAGCACAUUUUGCUCCAAUAUCUCUAAGAUAUUCUCGUGAUCUACGGUCCUUGAUACCCCAGCUCUUUAAAGUAUCUCCUCGAGAUCGACCGUCUAUUAAUGCCAUUUUGAAAAGACCCUUUUUAGAGAAUCUUAUUGCCAAAUACUUGACUCCUGAGGUCAUUCGGGAAGAAUUCAAUCACACGGUCAUACACAGAGCAAGAGCACCAGCCUCACGGCCUGCUGGGAAGGUGGUCCAGGACUUUAAAAUACAGAAAGUGAGAUUCCAGGAAAAGUGGUCACCAGGAUCAAGGGCAUCCACACCAGUUAAAAGGAAGGAUCCUUUACAUAGGAACGAAUGGAGACUGCCAGCUGGAGUCCAGAAGCCCGUAUCUAUAAAAAUGAUAGAAAGGCCCAAACUUGCUGCCAUGUGUGGACAUUAUGAUUAUUAUUAUGCUCGGCUUGACUUGUUGAGGAAGAGAGCCCAUGAACCUAGUCACCACUCUGUUCCUCAAAAAGAGACUGAAGUUGAGAAUUACAUUCAGGAAGAAAGUCACGGUCCAUCCCCAGAUCAAUGGCCUGCUGAGUUCCUUCAGAGGAAGUUUGAAGCUCAACAAUAUAAGUUGAAAGUGGAAAAGCAAUUGGGUCUCCGUCCAUCUUCUGCUGAGCCAAAUCGCAACCAGAGACAAGAGCUAAGAAGUCAUGCAGAAGAACCUAGAUUCCAGGAGCUGCGGUGUAGGAAAAAUGAAAUGAAGGAACAGGAAUAUUGGAAGCAGUUGGAGGAGAUACGCCAACAGUACCACAGUGACAUGAAAGAAAUUAGAAAGAAGAUGGGUACGGAGCCAGAGGAGAGCUCAAAAAUAAGUCAUAAAACCUAUUUGGUGAAGAAGAGUAACCUGCCCAUCCACCAAGAUGUACCUGAGGAAGAAGCACCUGUGCAGGUAGGGAUGGCUAUCUGUUGCCCAGGCUGGAGUGCAGUGGCACGUUCAUAGCUCACCACAGCCUUGACUUCCUGGGCUCAGGACAUUGAAAGAGACUUGGAGCAAAUUAGUCUUCAGAACAUAAAGGAGAAUAAAAUUCCAGGACAGAAAUAUAAAGCUAAGAGAGGAGUAAAGUUUGAAAUUAAUUUAGACAAAUAUAUUUCUGAUGAAAACAUGCUCCAAGAGGAAGAGGCAAGGGAUAUACUAAAUGAAACUUUGACCUUUGAGGAUGGCGUGAAGUUUAAGGAACAUAAGUGUACAAAGGAGCAUGAAGAUUAUACAGACAAAGCAUUUGAAAAACUCUGCUGCCCAGAGGCAGGGUUUUCCAUUCAGGAUGCCGCUGCUGUAGGAAACAGGAGGCAGUGGGAUGAAGGAACACCUCGGACUCUGCUGCAGAUGAUGGCAGUGGCCAACGUCACCUCCACCUGCUCCACGGUGUCUGAUGAUGGCCAAGUUAUUGUGAUAGGAGGCAUUCCAGAAAACAGGAGACAGUGGCGGCAUGAGGCUCCGGGAACUUUAAUGAGUGUCUUGGCAGCAACACAUCUAACGAGUAGCUCAUUUUCUGCCGACGAGGGAGAAUUCGGUCAUUUAUAUACCGAGUUCAGGUUAAUUGGGUGCCAAGAAACAGUUUGGGGAGUUUAG